Molecule: messenger RNA, 815 nt
Organism: Xiphophorus hellerii (green swordtail)
Lineage: Eukaryota; Metazoa; Chordata; Actinopteri; Cyprinodontiformes; Poeciliidae
Product: phospholipase A2 inhibitor and Ly6/PLAUR domain-containing protein-like
Exons: 6
Coding region: 72-815 (247 amino acids)
Source: RefSeq, a predicted model, not a curated record
GUGCAGCACAACUUUGAAGUUUAGUAUCGGAAUCCAGGAGAACUCACCAGCAGGUCCAUCUGAACAUCACCAUGAAGCUGAUUUUUUCUUUGACUCUCAUCUGGGCUCUCUACAGCACAGCUGGAGCCCUGAUGUGUAUGAACUGCACAGACCAGACAUGUUCAAGCCCAACACCAGUAACAUGUAGCUCAGAGACGAUGUGUAUAACAGCUACCAUCUUAGCUACUCAAUCUGGAACUUCAGUAACACAGCUCUACAAAGCCUGUGCAGCGUCCUCUCUGUGUCCGGCUACAGGCACCUCGACUUUUUCAGUCAACUUGGGAUCCCAAAGUGCAAUUGCAUCUGCUCAGUGCUGCAACACAGACACCUGCAACUCACAGACUCUGCCUGCCCCAACUACUCCUGCUGCAAACUCCCUUCAAUGCAUUGCUUGUAACCCCACAACUUCUCAGUGCACCACUCCAAUAACCUGUUCAGGAAAUGAGACCAACUGCUUCUCAGCAACUUUGAAAAAUGGAGCAAACACAAUUCCUGCACUGGGUUGUGCAUCACCAAACACCUGUACAGCUGCUUCAGGUCUGGGAAGUUUGCCGUUCAUGCAGAGUGUUGGUUCAAUCAGUGGACCAACCUGCUGUGCAACCAGUUUGUGCAAUAAUCCAAGUACAACCACCACUGCUGCACCAACCACUACAACCACCACUGCUGCACCAACCACUACAACCACCACUGCUGCACCAACCACUGCAACCACCACAGCUAACCUGUACCAGGCUCAGUACAAAGCAGCCAUCAGCCACAACCGACUGGGGGUUUGA